UUUGACUAGUGGCACUAUGCCACCAACCAUACAUACCCCUAAAACCCUAAAAAAAAAACAAAAAAAACCCUCCCCGUCUCCUUCACAUCCUUCUUCUUAAGCGAAAAAUGUGGAUUCAAGGUGCAGUGCUUUAUGAACCAUUGAAACCACUCUAUCUUAGCAACCCACUUAGCUUUAAUGGAACUAGUUUCUUCACCAACCAUUAUCAGAAACGGAGAUCUUCUGUGGUUGUAAUGUCCACGACAACCAAAAGUACUGCAGUUCCUAUCAUGGUAAAUGGCUGUAAUGGAAAAAUGGGGAGUUCUGUUAUAUUGGCAGCGAAUUCUGCUGGACUUCAAAUUCUUCCAAAAUCAUUUGGCCCGGAAAAGGAGGCUGGUAAUACUGUGGAAGUUUUUGGGAAUGAGAUUAAAAUUCAUGGUCCUUCUGAAAGAGAAAGUGUGCUUGCGUCCCUCUAUGAUGAGUAUCCGAGCAUGAUUGUGGUGGAUUACACUGUGCCUGAUUUGGUGAAUGAUAAUGCAGAUCUGUAUUGCAGAGUUGGGGUGCCAUUUGUGAUGGGAACUACUGGUGGCGAUAGGGAUAUAUUAUAUAAGACUGUGGAUGCCUCAAAAGUUUAUGCAGUAAUCUCUCCACAAAUGGGGAAACAGGUGGUUGCAUUUCUUGCAGCCAUGGAGAUUAUGGCUGAGCAAUUUCCUGGUGCAUUCUCUGGAUACUCCCUUCAUGUGAAGGAGUCCCAUCAAGCAGGAAAGCUGGACACGUCUGGAACUGCCAAGGCUGUCAUUUCUUGCUUCAAGAAAUUGGGGGUGUCUUUUGAUGAUCAGAUAGAAAUGAUCCGAGAUCCCAAGGAACAAGUGGAGUUGGUGGGAGUUCCAGAGGAGUAUUUGUCUGGUCAUGCAUUUCAUUUGUAUUAUCUGUCGUCACCUGAUAAAACUGUUUCAUUUGAGUUUCAACAUAAUGUGUGCGGUAGAUCAAUCUAUGCUGAGGGUACAGUUGAUGCUGUACUUUUCCUUGCUAAGAAGAUUCAAUCAAAGGCUGACAAGCGGAUCUACAAUAUGAUUGAUGUCUUGCGGGAGGGUAACAUGAGAUAAAUUGCAAUGGAGGCAACAGGCUAGCUUCCCACUCCAAUUUCAUCCAAUCUUGCAAUGGAACUUCCGUUGGCUACAUAGUUUAAUCCAAUGAGCACUCUCUGAAAAUUGAUUAAAGGCUUAGGCAGACUUGGCUAAACCUCAAUUGGAUGUUUGCUGCAGCACAGAGAUCAGGGUAGUGCUCCCAAGCCUGCAAGAAAAACUUGAGCAACAAGUGUGGAAGCGAGUUGGAGUAUCAUCUUUUUUGCAAUGUACAAGGAGGAUAAUAAUGGUGUAGUGCAGGCAGUUUUGGAUUUUGAUAUUAUUGAGGGAAUGUUAAUUGCUUUUGUUUCUUAACUAGUUUUCACGAUAACUUUUUGAGGCAUGCUUAUCAAUGACUGUUCUAGUUGAA
Molecule: messenger RNA, 1473 nt
Organism: Populus trichocarpa (black cottonwood)
Lineage: Eukaryota; Viridiplantae; Streptophyta; Magnoliopsida; Malpighiales; Salicaceae
Product: 4-hydroxy-tetrahydrodipicolinate reductase 2, chloroplastic
Exons: 9
Coding region: 108-1085 (325 amino acids)
Cellular component (GO): chloroplast stroma
Molecular function (GO): 4-hydroxy-tetrahydrodipicolinate reductase activity; NADPH binding
Source: RefSeq, a predicted model, not a curated record